AUGGACAACCAAGAUGAUAAUUCACUGCAACCUAUCCAAACAAAUAAUAACUCUACCACCCCUAUAGUUUCUUCUACAUCAUCCAUAACAUCUUCUAGCAUUACUGUGAAUAAAAAGACUAGAAAUGCAAUGGCUUCUAUGGCUCCAAUUUUAGAAAGUUUUAGUCCAACCACAUCAAAAAGCGAAAAUAAAUCAUUGAAGUUACAUGGACCAGGAACCCCAGAUUUAGAUACAAUGGAAACUGAAGAUGUUAAUACAACAUUACAAAGAACUUUGAGCAUCACCUCAGAUACGAAUGCCCCUCCUCAUGCAACUUUCUCAAAUUCUCCGUUACACUCAAGUGUAGAUUCUAGUGUACUUGUUAGUUCACCAAUUUCAAAUUCCAUUUCUUUGAAUGGAAACACUAUAGGAGAAAUUCCAAUCUUAGUCAAUAAUGAAUCCCCUUUCCUUUCCACUUCACCAACAAAUACUUCAAUUAAUGCAAAUCUUCUUUCAAAUCCUGUAAAUAAUUCACCUACGCUAGAUAGUUUAUCCAAAUCGGUAUCUUUAAAUUUAAAUUCAAGCCCAAAUCUAAAAGAUGAGUCUUUUAUUCAAGGUAUCCCAUUACCAAAAAGAAAUUCUAAUGUUUCUAAUACAAGUAUUGAUUCAAAAAUUAGUUUAAACAUCAAUGCUAAUAAUACAAUGAAACCAAAACAAAUUAUAACAAUUGAAGAUAUGAUUACCCAACCUUUAAAUUCAACACCUACAUCAACAACAAUUAGUUCACCAUAUCUCAAUUAUACUCCAAACUUUAAUAUGGCUACAAGUACACCAUCUGCGCUGAGUUCUAUGGAUCCUCCUAAUUUGAAAUUAUAUAAUAAUAAUAAUAAUAAUAAUAAUAAUAAUAAUAAUAAUAAUAAUAAUAAUGGUGGUAAUAGUAAAUCAAUCACUACUGUUAUACCAGAAUUUCCAAAAUUACAAUUACCAAAAAUUGGAAAGAUAGGUGUUUGUGCAAUGGAUGCUAAAGUUUUAUCAAAACCUUGUAGAAGAAUUUUAAAUCGAUUAAUUGAAAAUGGUGAAUUUGAAACAAUUAUAUUUGGUGAUAAAGUUAUCUUAGAUGAAAAUAUUGAAAAUUGGCCAACUUGUGACUUCUUAAUUUCAUUUUUUUCAAAUGGGUUCCCAUUAGAAAAGGCAAUCAACUACGUAAAAUUAAGAAAACCAUUUAUAAUUAAUAAUUUAAUUAUGCAAAAAGUUUUAUGGGAUAGACGUUUGGUAUUAAGAGUUUUAGAAUCUGCAAAAGUUCCUACUGCUGAAAGAUUAGAAAUCUCAAGAGAUGGAGGCCCUCAAAUUGAUAAUGAUGAAGAUCUCAAAAGGGAAUUGUUGAAAUUAAACAUUAUAUUUAAUAAGACGCCUGAACCCAAUUGGAGAAUGUUAGAUGAUGAUACAUUAGAGGUGGAUGGCAAAAUUAUGAAAAAACCAUUUGUAGAAAAACCUGUUGAUGGAGAAGAUCAUAAUAUUUAUAUAUAUUAUCAUUCAAAGAAUGGCGGUGGAGGGCGUAGAUUAUUUAGGAAAGUCGGAAAUAAAUCAUCUGAAUUCGAUCCAACAUUAAUUCAUCCUCGUACGGAAGGGUCUUAUAUAUAUGAAGAAUUUAUGGAUGCUGAUAAAUUUGAAGAUGUAAAAGCUUAUACCGUGGGCCAAACUUAUUGUCAUGCUGAAACUAGAAAAUCACCAGUAGUAGAUGGUGUUGUUAAAAGAAAUACUCAUGGCAAAGAAGUCAGAUAUCUAACAGAUUUAACGGAUGACGAAAGAGAUAUUGCUAAAAAAGUAUGUACAUGUUUCUCACAAAUGAUUUGUGGGUUCGAUCUUCUAAGAGUUAGUGGGAAGAGUUAUGUUAUUGAUGUUAAUGGCUUUUCAUUUGUCAAAGAUAACAAUGCCUAUUAUGAUGAGUGUGCAAAUAUUUUAAGAGAUAUAUUUAUUAAAGCCAAAAAAGAAAUUGAUGAAAAGAAGAAAACAUUACAUCUGAUUCAAGAAGAGAAGAAGCAGAAAUGGGUAUUUAAAGGUUUGGUAACUGUUAUUAGGCAUGCUGAUAGAACACCUAAACAAAAGAUUAAGCAUUCGUUCACAUCUCCAAUUUUUAUUUCUCUAUUAAAAGGCUAUAAAGAAGAAGUUGUUAUUAGGAAUCCAAAUGAUCUAAAAAUCGCUCUAUUAGCUUUAAAUAUUGCCCAAGAAGAGAAUGCAGAGGACCAGAAUAAACUUGCUUCAUUAAUAAACGCCUUAAGUAAGAAAUUGGAAAUACCAGGCACAAAGAUUCAAUUGAAGCCAGUAUUAGAGUCUGAUAAUGAAGUAGAAAAAGUACAAUUCAUCUUAAAAUGGGGUGGGGAACCUACACAUUCUGCUAGGUAUCAAGCAAGAGAAUUAGGUGAACAAACUAGGCAAGACUUUGACCUGCUGAAUAGAAAUAUAUUGAAAAAUAUUAAGAUUUUUUCCUCAUCAGAGAGGAGAGUUUUAUUAUCAGCUCAAAUUUGGGCUACUGCCUUAUAUAGAGCAAAUGAAUUUAGAACUGACGAAAUCAACAUCAGACGUGAUUUAUUGGAUGACAGUAAUGCUGCAAAAGAUUUAAUGGAUAAGGUUAAAAAGAAGCUAAAGCUACUUUUGAGGGAAGGGAAAGAGAUGACUCCACAAUUUUCUUGGCCAAAAAAGAUGCCUGAACCUUACUUUGUAAUGAAAAGAGUAGUUGAAUUAAUGAAUUAUCAUAAAGAAUUGAUGGAUUAUAAAUUUGCCACCCAAGACACAGAUUCAAUGCAAUCAGAAUGGUGCUGUGCUGAAGACCCUAGUUUAUUCAAGGAAAGAUGGGAGAAACUUUUCAAUGAAUUUACAUGCAUUGAAAAAGUUGAUCCAUCUAAAAUUUCAGAGCUAUAUGAUACUAUGAAAUAUGACGCAUUACACAAUAGAGACUUCUUAGAGCAUAUAUUUGAUCCAAGUGAUUUAGAAACUCCAGCUAGAGAAAAAUUUAAUGCUCUUUGUCCACAUUCUCUAGUUGACAAAUAUCCAAUUAAUAUUUUGGCUAAAAAUAACUUUAAAAUUGUAGAAUCAAUUAAAAAUAAGCUAAGCAGCACAGACAAACCCUCAAACAGCGUUGGAUCAUUAGGCUGGGUACUUGAGAAGAAUAGCAAGACUUCAGAUAAUGCAAACUCUAUGAUAUCGGUCUUUGAAGAACGCAAGUUUAUGCAAUUUAGAGAAUUAUUUAAACUAGCGAAAGUUUUAUUCGAUUUCAUUUGCCCUAAGGAAUAUGGUAUCGAAGAUAAUGAGAAAUUAGAUAUUGGAUUACUGACUUCUUUACCAUUAGCUCAACAAAUACUUAAAGAUAUUGCUGAUAUGAAAAAUAAAGAGGAUCCUGCAUGCCAUGCCUAUUUUACAAAAGAAUCUCACAUUUAUACAUUGUUAAAUAUCAUAUAUGAAUCAGGCAUACCAAUGAGAAUUAAUCGGAAUGCAUUGCCAGAAUUUGAUUAUUUAUCACAAAUUAAUUUUGAAUUGUAUGAAAGUACAGAUAACAAUGAUGAAAAAUCACAUUCUAUUAGAUUAAAGAUUUCACCAGGCUGUCAUACUCAAGACCCACUUGAUGUUCAACUUGAUGACAAACAUUAUAUUAGUUGUAUCCCCAAAAUAUCUCUGACUAGACAUUUAGACUUAAAUUACGUUCAUAAACAAUUUCACAAAAAAUUUGAAAGGGUUCAUCUACCGCAAACUUUUACCCCCGUCAAUAUUACGAAUCCUAAAAUUGAUUAUUGCACUCAAACUGAUUGUGACAAAAAAAGCAAGCAUGAUACUAAUGAAAAUGACGUAUUUAAUUCUACAAAGUAG
Messenger RNA from Henningerozyma blattae CBS 6284, 3840 nucleotides. RefSeq lists its product as uncharacterized. NCBI's taxonomy places the organism in Eukaryota, Fungi, Ascomycota, Saccharomycetes, Saccharomycetales, Saccharomycetaceae. The coding region runs from base 1 to 3840 and encodes 1279 amino acids. Gene Ontology annotation, biological process: inositol phosphate biosynthetic process; inositol metabolic process. The transcript has a single exon. The record is from RefSeq and is a predicted model, not a curated record. Gene Ontology annotation, molecular function: inositol hexakisphosphate kinase activity; diphosphoinositol pentakisphosphate kinase activity; 5-diphosphoinositol pentakisphosphate 1-kinase activity. Gene Ontology annotation, cellular component: cytosol.